ACCAGGAUGCAGGAAAAACUGUCAGCAUGGUUUCACGUGACAUGAUGCACACUUCUUCCAUGAGUUUCAACAUAAAAAACAAACAUCAGUAUACAAAAUCCUUCCCAGUAUUAGAUGGAAACAUCCCUUCUCUGUAUAAGCAUGUGUUGGAUGGAAAUUCAAGCAACAGUGAGAUCUGCAUUCAGAGAUACUUGGAGUUGCUUGCAAAGAUCAAUAAAGGAGGAGGAGAAAAUGCAAUAUUUCGUCACACUCAGAGGAACAAGAAGCUGCUUGUUCGUGAACGCCUAAGGAUGCUUCUUGAUGAUGAAUUUUUCCUUGAGUUGUCCCCACUUGCAGGCCUUGAUAUGCCUUAUGGUGAUGUUCCUGGUGCAGGAUGUCUCACUGGACUUGGAAAAAUCUGUGGAAUUUGGUGUGUCUUCAUAGCAAAUGAUGCAACUGUGAAAGGUGGAACCAUUUAUCCUGUAGCUGUGAAGAAACAGCUAAGAGCUCAAGAAAUAGCAAUACAAAGUAGACUUCCAUUUCUUUAUCUAGUAGAUAGUGGAGGUGCAUUCUUACCACUUCAGGCAGAGCUGUUCCCUGACCAGUUCCACGGUGGUAGAAUUUUCUACAAUGAAGCUGUCAUGUCUGCAAUGAGACUAUCUCAGGUGGCAGUUGUGUGUGGGUCUUGUACAGCAGGAGGCGCUUAUGUCCCUACCAUGGCACAGGAAACAGCCAUUGUAGAUAAAAUUGGUACAAUGUUCCUUGCUGGGCCCCCAUUAGUUAAGGCCGCCACAGGAGAAGACAUUCUUCCUGAAGAACUGGGAGGAGCUAGCCUGCACUCCAAAGUCAGUGGCUGUGUUGACCACUUUGCAUCUUCAGAAAAAGAAGCAUAUGAAUGUGUUCAAAAUAUCUUUGCAACACUGAAUUAUGAAAUUCCCGCAGAAGAUACUGUAGACUAUGACAGCCCUUUGUACAGUGCUGAUGAGCUGCUGGGACUUGCACCAAAAGAUUAUCGAUACACUCUGCAUAUAAAAUUGAUUCUGAGUCGCAUGAUAGAUGGCAGCAGGUUCCAGGAAUUCAAAGCUAAUUAUGGAACAACCUUAGUUACUGGAUUUGCUUACAUUGAAGGACAGCUGGUUGGAGUAGUGGCUAACAAUGGUGAGCUGACUCAUGAUGCUUCUCUAAAGGGCUGUCACUUCAUACAACUUUGUAAUCAACGGAACGUUCCCAUCCUGUUCAUCCUGAAUACAGCUCCGCAGACAGCAGAGCCAGUCAGUUUUGCACAGGCCAAGGAUCAUACAAAUAAGUUAAAGGCUCAGGCCUCCAUGAUGGCUACGGUUGCUUGUGCCACUGUCCCCAAAAUAACCCUUGUGAUUGGAGGCUGCUAUGGAAAUGAAAGUUAUGCUAUGUGUGGGAGAUCAUUUGAUCCAAACUUCCUGUUCCUUUGGCCUAAUGCAAGAAUUGCUCUUGUGGAUUCAAGACAUUUUCCCACCUACUCGCAGAUUUGGGAUGACACAGGAACGGAGUUAAAACAACUAAAGGAAAAACUAGAAGAAGAAAGCAGUGCAUUUUACUCUUCUGCCAGGGUGUGGGAUGAUGGUGUGAUUCUACCCCAGGAUUCUAGGAAGAUUAUUGCACAGUGUUUAAGAAUUAUGAAACAGCAGAAAUACCAGAUCCUGUCUCCACAGCAAAAUCCUCUACCUGUCAUAAGGAUGUAA
Messenger RNA from Euleptes europaea (tarantolino), 1697 nucleotides. Its product is annotated as methylcrotonoyl-CoA carboxylase beta chain, mitochondrial-like. Lineage: Eukaryota; Metazoa; Chordata; Lepidosauria; Squamata; Sphaerodactylidae. Gene Ontology annotation, biological process: L-leucine catabolic process. Gene Ontology annotation, molecular function: methylcrotonoyl-CoA carboxylase activity. The coding region runs from base 27 to 1697 and encodes 556 amino acids. Gene Ontology annotation, cellular component: mitochondrion; methylcrotonoyl-CoA carboxylase complex. The transcript is spliced from 12 exons. The record is from RefSeq and is a predicted model, not a curated record.